Myotis davidii is the source of this 1953-nucleotide messenger RNA. Its product is annotated as zinc finger protein 268-like. Lineage: Eukaryota; Metazoa; Chordata; Mammalia; Chiroptera; Vespertilionidae. The record is from RefSeq and is a predicted model, not a curated record. The transcript is spliced from 3 exons. Gene Ontology annotation, biological process: regulation of immune system process; regulation of cytokine production; negative regulation of transcription by RNA polymerase II.
AUGUGCCCACAAAUCUAUGUGGAAGGGCAUCAGCAAACUCAUGCAGAGGAGAGGCCUUACAAGGGUGAUGGAUGUGAGAAAGACUUCAGCAGCAAGUGCUAUCUCAUUGAAUAUCAGCGAAAUCAUACAGGAGAGAAAUCACGUGAAUGUAAUGAAUGUGGGAAAAUUUUCCAGUUCAAUUCACAAUUUGCUAUACAUCAGAGAGUUCACACAGGUGAGAAUCAUCAUGAAUGCUGUGCAUGUGGAAACGUCUUCAGUAGGAAAGACCAGCUUGUUUCACACCAGAGAACUCAUUCAGCACAGAAACCUUAUGGUUGUAAUGACUGUGGGAAAGCUUUUGGGUUGAAAUCACAGCUCAUUAUACACCAAAGAAUUCAUGCAGGAGAGAAACCCUAUGAAUGCAUUGAAUGUCAGAAAGCCUUUCAUACAAAGUCAAACCUUCCGGUACAUCAGAGAACCUAUACAGGGGAGAAACCUUAUGGUUGUAGUGAGUGUGGGAAAGCCUUUACUUUCAAAUCACAGCUCGUUGUCCAUCAGGGGCUUCACACAGGAGUAAAGCCCCAUGGGUGCAUUCAGGGUGGGAAAGCUUUCAGUUUGAAGUUACAGCUUAUUGUACAUCAGAGAAGUCACACAGGAAUUAAACCUUAUGUGUGCAGUGAAUGUCACAAAGCUUUUAGGAGCAAGUCAUACCUCAUUAUACAUACGAGACCUCAUACAGGAGAGAAACGUCACGAAUGCAGUGAAUGUGGGAAAUCCUUCAGUUUCCAUUCAUAACUCAUUAUACAUCAGAGGAUUCACACAGGAGAGAGCCUGUAUGAAUGCCACAAAUGUGGGAAAGCCUUUAAUCGUAAAUAUCAGCUCAUUCCACACCAUAGAAUUCAUGCAGGGGAGAAGCCUUAUGAAUGCAGUGUCUGUGGGAAAACUUUUGGUUUGAAGUCACAGCUCAUUAUACAUCAAAGAAUUCAUACAGGAGAGAAACCCUUUGAAUGCAGUGAAUGUCUGAAAGCCUUUAAUACAAAGUCAAACCUUAUUGUACAUAAGAGAACCCACACUGGGGUAAAACCAUAUGGAUGUAGCCAGUGUGGGAAAGCCUUUAGUUUGAAGUCACAACUCAUUGUGCACCAGAGGAGUCACACAGAUGUGAAACCCAAGGAUGCAGUGACUGUGGGAAAGCCUUCAGGAGUAAGUCAUACCUCAUUAUACACAUGAGGACUCAUACAGGAGAGAAGCUACAUGAAUGCAAUGAAUGUGGGAAAUCCUUCAGUUUCAAUUCACAACUCAUUGUACAUCAGAGAAUUCACACAGGAGAAAAUCCGUAUGAAUGCAGUGAAUGUGGGAAGACAGCAAGUCAUACGUCAUUAUACACAUGAGAACUCAUUUGGUAGAAAAACCAUAUCAAUGUACUAAAUGUGGAAAAGCCUUCAUUCGGAAGUCACUACUCAUUGGGCACGAAUGAACCCAUGUAGGGGAAGAUCUUUGUAAAUGCAGUCAGUGUGAGAAAUCCUUCAGUGGAAAGUUACGACUCAUUGUACAUCAGAGAAUGCAUGCAAAAGAGAAGCCCUAUGAAUGCAGUGAAUGUGAAAAGGCAUUUGUUAGGAAAUCCCAGCUCAUUGUACAUCACAGAACUCAGUCAGGAGGGAAACCCUAUGGAUGUAAUGAUUGUGGAAAAACUUUCUCUCAGAAAUCAACUCUCAGUGCACAAUAGAGGGCUCAUAGAGGAGAGAAACCCUGUAAAUGCACUGAAUGUGGGAAAGCCUUUUGUUGGAAGUCACAACUGAUUAUGCAUUAGAGAACUCAUGCAGGUGAGAGAGAGAAAUUGAUGAAUUAAAAGUGAUAAACUUUCAAAAGUAAAUUCAGAUCGAAGAGAAAGUGUAAAUGAAAUCAUCCCAUGCACUGCAAAGCUUACGCUGAAUGGAAACCUUACGAAGGCACAGCGUGUGGAAGGGCACGCAC